AUGACCAAAGCAGAGUUUAUUGAAUGGUGGCGACAAACUAUACAUGGUGGCCAAGAAGAUAUCCAGAAGAAGAUCCGGUGGGAUGCGAAGCAUAUAUCAGAGGGCUGGAAGCAGUUUGAUCAGGUAGCGCAUUAUACUACCGGAGAGCCACUGAUUCUAUGCCGCCUUUGCGGAAUCAUACUCCCUCACCCUAUGUCUAAGCCAAAUGGCACUAAUACUAUCAACCGCCAUCCAAACUCCGCAAAAUGUCGAUAUCCACCAGCCUCGAGUACCGGUGUUCGAACAAGAGCGAUGGGAGAGAGCGCAGAUCGACCUUAUCACAGCGCUUAA
Molecule: messenger RNA, 330 nt
Organism: Penicillium soppii
Lineage: Eukaryota; Fungi; Ascomycota; Eurotiomycetes; Eurotiales; Aspergillaceae
Exons: 2
Coding region: 1-330 (109 amino acids)
Source: RefSeq, a predicted model, not a curated record